Hyla sarda is the source of this 826-nucleotide messenger RNA. It is a transcript of the gene NHP2, whose product is annotated as NHP2 ribonucleoprotein. The transcript has 4 exons. Gene Ontology annotation, cellular component: nucleolus; box H/ACA snoRNP complex. The record is from RefSeq and is a predicted model, not a curated record. Lineage: Eukaryota; Metazoa; Chordata; Amphibia; Anura; Hylidae. Gene Ontology annotation, biological process: ribosome biogenesis; rRNA pseudouridine synthesis; snRNA pseudouridine synthesis. Gene Ontology annotation, molecular function: box H/ACA snoRNA binding. The coding region runs from base 79 to 543 and encodes 154 amino acids.
GAAGCGGAAGUCGUAGAGCCGGAAGUAGCGUGUAAGCGUGGAGAGUGAGACACGUGAGACGAGCAAGACACAUCCAACAUGAAGAUAAAGAAGGAGAAGCGAGAGGAGGAAGAAGAGACCGAGGUUGCUGCAAUAGCCCCGGAGCGCACGUAUGAGGAGCAGCUGGAGAAUCUGAAUCCUAUAGCGCAGCCCCUGGCGGGGAGGAAGCUCACCAAGAGGCUGUACAAGUGCAUCAAGAAAGCUGUCAAAAAUAAGAAUAUCCGAAGAGGAGUAAAGGAGGUUCAGAAGUUCAUCAAUAAAGGAGAGAAGGGCAUUGUUGUACUUGCUGGUGACACACUCCCCAUUGAAGUUUAUUGCCAUGUUCCUGUCAUGUGUGAAGAGCGCAACAUACCAUAUGCAUAUGUCCCUUCUAAAUCGGACUUAGGUGGUGCUGCUGGCUCCAAACGUCCAACCUGUGUAAUAAUGAUCAAAUGUAAUGCUGACUAUGAAGAUGCAUAUAAUGACUGUUUUGAGGAGGUACAGGCACUUCCUUUACCCUUAUGAGGGUCUUUGAAUUACCCAGAGUCAAACCAUGGAAAUUAUUAUUUUUUUUUUUAUUUUUUAUUUUUUUGGGAGAGAGAAGCCUCUAAUCUAGACCAGAUUUUUCUAUGAUGGAUUUUCAGUUCCCUUGCAUAUUGAAGAACACCUUUUACUGCAUUUUUAAGGUUGUCUUCUCACAGGUUUCACUGUAGUUUGGACUUCUUAUUCUUUCUAAAAUAACCUUUUUUUUUUUUUUUCCUUGUAUCAUAUUUUAGCUGUUAAAUGAAACGAUUGUGUAGGUGAAUGG